AAAUGAAGCGACUUACAGCUAAAGGUCUUGGUGCUAUUUUAAAGAAAGCGGAAUGCAUCGAGAUAGAUGAAGAAGAGACUCUAUGGAGUAAAGGCAUUCUCGGAGACCACUCACCCAGCUCCCUUCUUAAUACCAUUUUCUAUAUGAAUGGUCUUUACUUUGCACUGAGAAGUGGAAAAGAGCAUAGGCAAUUACGAUACUCACCUUGCCAGAUUAAAAUUAUUGAGAAAGAAAGACAAAUACCUUACCUUGAGUUCUCUGAGGAAAUUUCGAAAAACAAUCCUGGAGGUUUAAAGGGAAGAAAAAUAACUCCAAAAGUUGUGAAGCAUUAUGCAAACUUAGAAAAACCACACCAUUGUUUCGUGAGAAUCUUUAAAAAGUACAAUCGUUUGUGUCCAGAAAACCGUCCAUCAGAUGCAUUUUAUUUGAAGCCGAUGAGUAAGCCAAGAGAGGACUGCUGGUUCACUCCAGUUGCUGUUGGUCACAAUACUUUGCGACAGAUGACGAAAACAAUGUUUAAAAUGGGAGAAAUAAAAGGAGUCAAAACUAACCAUUCUUUACAAACAACUGCAGCGACCCGUUUAUAAGGUGUUGACCAACAACUGAUAAUUGAACGCACUGGUCACCAUAGCAUCGAUGGAGUGAGAAGCUACAAGA
Amphimedon queenslandica is the source of this 657-nucleotide messenger RNA. Its product is annotated as glutamine-rich protein 1-like. The coding region runs from base 3 to 587 and encodes 194 amino acids. Lineage: Eukaryota; Metazoa; Porifera; Demospongiae; Haplosclerida; Niphatidae. The record is from RefSeq and is a predicted model, not a curated record. The transcript has a single exon.